Messenger RNA from Cricetulus griseus (Chinese hamster), 1962 nucleotides. Lineage: Eukaryota; Metazoa; Chordata; Mammalia; Rodentia; Cricetidae. The record is from RefSeq and is a predicted model, not a curated record.
AUGACAGCUGCACUGUGUCAUGAAGGUGGUGGUGAUUUCUACCGGAGAGACCAAAUAAGAAGAAAGCUGAGAGAGGGGGGCAGACGUUUUUUGGAUGACAAAGGAUGGACCGUACACUGCCGUUCCCGACGAGUCAGUUUGCUGAAUUGUUACUCUUUGACAGUGUGCAUCUAUGUUCUCUUUGCUAUUGUAGGUUUCCGUCUAAUCCCGCAGCUGAAAGGCAUGAGUGUGUUUCUGGUGCUAUUUCCCACCCUGCUGCUGGUUAUGCUGACGGGGGCUCAGAGAGCUUGCCCGAAGAAUUGCAGAUGCGAUGGCAAAAUUGUGUACUGUGAGUCUCAUGCCUUUGCAGACAUCCCAGAGAACAUUUCUGGAGGGUCACAAGGUUUAUCCUUAAGGUUCAACAGCAUUCAGAAACUCAAAUCCAAUCAGUUUGCCGGCCUUAACCAGCUUAUAUGGCUUUAUCUUGACCAUAAUUACAUUAGCUCAGUGGAUGAAGAUGCCUUUCAAGGGAUCCGCAGACUGAAAGAAUUAAUUCUAAGCUCGAACAAAAUUACCUAUCUGCACAAUAAAACAUUUCACCCAGUCCCCAAUCUCCGCAACCUGGAUCUCUCCUACAACAAACUUCAGACCUUGCAAUCUGAGCAGUUUAAAGGCCUCCGGAAACUCAUCAUUUUGCACUUGCGAUCUAAUUCCCUAAAAACCGUGCCCAUAAGGGUUUUUCAAGACUGCCGGAACCUUGAUUUCCUGGAUUUGGGUUACAAUCGUCUCAGAAGCUUAUCCCGAAAUGCAUUUGCUGGUCUUCUGAAGUUGAAGGAGCUCCAUCUGGAACACAAUCAGUUUUCAAAGAUCAAUUUUGCUCAUUUUCCUCGUCUCUUCAACCUGCGAUCCAUUUACUUGCAGUGGAACCGGAUCCGCUCUGUGAGCCAAGGCCUAACAUGGACCUGGAGUUCCUUGCACACCUUGGAUCUAUCAGGGAAUGACAUCCAAGCAAUCGAGCCUGGCACAUUUAAAUGCCUCCCUAAUUUGCAAAAAUUGAAUUUGGAUUCCAACAAGCUCACCAACGUCUCCCAGGAGACCGUGAAUGCAUGGAUAUCCUUAAUAUCCAUCACCUUGUCUGGAAAUAUGUGGGAAUGCAGUCGGAGCAUCUGUCCUCUGUUCUACUGGCUGAAGAAUUUCAAAGGUAAUAAAGAAAGUACCAUGAUAUGUGCAGGGCCUAAGCACAUACAGGGCGAGAAGGUCAGCGAUGCUGUGGAGACUUACAACAUCUGCUCCGAGGUCCAGGUGGUCAACACAGAAAGAUCACCCCUGGCGCCUCAAACUCCCCAGAAGCCCCCGUUCAUUCCCAGGCCUACCAUCUUCAAACCUGAUGCCAUCCCAGCCACCCUAGAGUCAGCGAGUCCAUCCCCGGGCUUUCCGAUUCCAGGCACGGAUCAUGAGUACGAGCAUGUGUCAUUUCACAAAAUCAUCGCGGGGAGCGUGGCUCUGUUCCUCUCGGUGGCCAUGAUUCUCCUGGUGAUCUAUGUAUCUUGGAAAAGGUACCCAGCCAGCAUGAAACAACUCCAACAGCACUCGCUUAUGAAGAGGAGGCGGAAAAAGGCAAGGGAGUCAGAGAGACAAAUGAAUUCCCCUUUACAGGAAUACUACGUGGACUACAAGCCGACGAACUCUGAGACCAUGGAUAUAUCGGUUAAUGGAUCUGGUCCCUGCACAUAUACCAUCUCUGGCUCCAGGGAGUGUGAGAUACCCCACCACGUGAAGCCCUUGCCGUAUUAUAGCUAUGAUCAACCUGUGAUUGGGUACUGCCAAGCCCACCAGCCUCUCCACAUCAACAAGGCAUAUGAGGCUGUGUCCAUAGACCAGGACGAUAGCCCCAGUUUGGAGCUUGGGAGAGACCACAGCUUCAUCGCCACCAUAGCCAGGUCGGCUGCACCUGCCAUUUAUCUGGAGAGAAUAACUAACUAA